AUGGUCCUAACACGCAGUCGAGCGAAAGCAGCAGCGGCAGCUCCUGCAGCUCCUCUCCCUCAGUUACCGCCACCGCCAUCUCCGUCACCACCACCAACACCCCCGAGCAUCCUACUCCGCCUGUCUUCCCCUCCUCCGCGCCAACCCCGUAGCUGGUCAUGGCCGUUAGAUCCUGCAGACUACAGGGCAAGACGAGGCUCCAGUAGCAGCGGAUCCUCUCUGCGAACUCCAUCCAGCUCAGAUGACGCAUCAAAUGCCGGAGAUGACCCGCAUGACGACGACGAUGGCCGUGAGCCAGAAGUUGCAGAUCUUCCACCUCGCCCAGUCCAUUUUCCCUCGCUUCUACACCGGCGCGUGCUAGGAACUAUUCUGGUCGCUCUGACAUUGUUCAUGUCCUCCUACUUCUUUCGACCUCCGGAAUUCUCUGUCCUCCCUUCAUGUCAGGUCCACGGCAAUCCCAAUGGCAUCCCACCGCGUGGCCAGCGGCUAAGCGUUUCGCGUGCCCUUCAACCCGCAUCUUCGCUCCUUCACGACAUCCUCGGCGGCCGGAUGACCGAAGUUGACCCAAAAGGCGACAUGUACGACAUGCUUGAUCUCUUCAAAGACGACCCAAGACUGGAAUCGACGUUUUACAAGCUCAAGACAUUAGCUUCCGAAACCAAAGGGGCGCGGAGUGUCUUGCGAGAGGACUACGCGCAAUAUCUGACGAAACGACUGGGUGUGCCUACAGGCUACACCCAAUACCGAGACUCGCUCGUGACGGAACUUGCUUGCGGACGCAGUCUUUGGUCCCGGUUUCGCCCCCAAUGUCAAUUGCGACCCCCUGUCGACCAUCUACAUCGGUCGUUCGUGGAGUUCCUGAAGAUAGUCAACAGCGAAAUUGGGCCUCAGUUCGUAGCGGAUCUCAACAUACCGGAAUCACGCCUUCACGACGCGGCGCACACGUGUCUCGGGCCUGUUAGGAAGAUGCUCUACUCUACACUAUGGGAUCUAUCUCGAAUGGAGCCCCUCGGGCCGGAAUACGAGCCACUACUUCUAUACCUGCGCACCCUCGAAACCGACACGACUGUCCUCGACGGCGCCCUUUUCAUCGCCGCUCGGCAAAUACAUGUCUUACGCCAACUCAUCCCAACAUACAGGCGCUUCCUUGUAGCCAAGCUCGCCCGGCGUUUAAAUCUCCCGGCAUCCUCCUCUUCGGGGGCGUGGAGUCUAGGCCAAAUCGUCGGCGGUCUCUCCAAGAGCCAACUCCCGCGUCUGACUGGCGACAAUGCCAUGCUCCUCUACAAAGAGAUUCUAGACGACUACUUCACCCUUUUCCCCGCUAUGCUAAACCAAGCCGGCCGGAUGGUUGUCCGAGAGUCUCUACGGCAGUGGAACCUCGAGAAGUUCGAGCAUACGAUUGUGGAGAGGGAUACAUCAGCCGAAGCCAACCGCUCGACUUUUGUGCCUACUGGUACGAGCGUGGGCUGCUCGACUCACCGCUCCGCAUUCCUACGAUGGUGGUUCGACGAGUGGACGGAAGGCGGACUGCUGCGACCGGAUCUCCUCUACGCGCCGGAUAUGUUCUUCCACCUGACUAAUGGCAAGCGGCUGCAUAGGCUGGAUCAGAAGGAGAAGAGACAUCACUACGGCAUUCGAUCAGAUGGAACUUUUGGCGCAAUCGAUCCCAAGUCGGAGUACGUUGUCUUCCAUGUCGAUACGAGAGAAUAA
Molecule: messenger RNA, 1710 nt
Organism: Neohortaea acidophila
Lineage: Eukaryota; Fungi; Ascomycota; Dothideomycetes; Mycosphaerellales; Teratosphaeriaceae
Exons: 1
Coding region: 1-1710 (569 amino acids)
Source: RefSeq, a predicted model, not a curated record